AUGUCUCCGCGGGUCUCCAGCUCCUCAAGUGGAACAGGAAGUGGGCAAGGAACACCCCAGUUCACUUUUGUGACAGAGAACAAGCAGUCGGAAGCGCGGAGCCAUGCAAUGAGAGAGCACUGGAAAGGUAGACAUAAGCGCAAACAGGACUCGAAGACAUCGCAUCGGAAGAUGGCCUUAUUGCCGCGAUCUCUAUUGCCGCAGUUGGCGAAUGCCCUAGACGAGGAGAGCUCGCCGGGGUUGCAGUGGGAUAGCGAUAACGACAGGGAUGCGAGUUCGGGUAAGAAGGUGGCGGGGAAGAAACUUGAACCUCAACAUCCUGGCAUCCCAGCCCAGUUGUUCUGUGGCAUGAGCUACGCUCUUUCGAGCUCAAGACCGGACCCGUUCCAAACGUGUCCUGUGCAUUUGACAAGCCAGCACCAGAAACUUUUAUAUCAUUGGAUAGGCACGCAUGCGGCUAUGAUGUUCGAAGACUUAGACGUUACCGAGUUUAAUCCAAUGAGAGAUGUUUGGUUCCCACUGGACCUUUCAAAUGCUUCGUCUUUCAACUGCAUUAUGGCACAUUCAGCUGCCCAUUUGGCUCAUUUAUACGGUGGAACUCUUCCCCGACGAGGAACAACUUCUUCUGAUGCCUUGAAUUACAAGAUUGAAGCUGUUAGGAUACUGCGGCUCUGGAUUAGUGAUCCGGAGACGGAAUUGUGCGAUAACGCCUUUGCAGCUGUUGUUCGUUUGCUCACGUUUGAGCGAUAUUGGGGUACCGUGAAAGACUGGAAAGUUCAUCGUGAUGGCUUACAAAGGAUGAUCAAUGCCAAAGGUGGAGUUGAGGCGUUGCAUGAAAACUGGCGCUUAGAACUUGUGGUUUACCUGUGGGUGCAGAUUCAAAACGAAUAG
This is a messenger RNA of Penicillium waksmanii, 891 nucleotides long. RefSeq lists its product as uncharacterized. Bases 1 to 891 code for a protein of 296 amino acids. NCBI's taxonomy places the organism in Eukaryota, Fungi, Ascomycota, Eurotiomycetes, Eurotiales, Aspergillaceae. The transcript is spliced from 3 exons. The record is from RefSeq and is a predicted model, not a curated record.